Molecule: messenger RNA, 204 nt
Organism: Rotaria sp. Silwood2
Lineage: Eukaryota; Metazoa; Rotifera; Eurotatoria; Philodinida; Philodinidae
Source: the annotation of a GenBank genome assembly
AUGGAUAAUGGAUACCCUCUUCUUCAUUCGUUUUCAAUCAUUGAAAUAAAAAAAGUUGUUGGUGAUGAAAAUAUUCCUCAAUAUAAUCCAGCAAAUACUAAUAAUUCAUUUCUACCAUCAAUACAAUUUGAUCUUGUUUGGAAUUGGAGAAUAAUGGAUGACAGUCAACGAUUUAUUGGUAAACGUGGAACGAAUUUAGAUUAA